AUGAACAGUUAUUGGCCUCACGAAGCUGUUAUAGAUACAAAGAAGGGUCGUACUAUACGUGCACUGGUAUUUUUCGGUGGGUAUGUUCAAACAGCAUGCUAUCGCCCAAAUAGUUGCAACCUCCCAGUAUGCUCAACAAGCAGCGAUUAUGUCUGUGAAUAUUGUGUCGGAGAAUAUAACAGAGAAAAACCUGGCUACAAUGUUUAUACCGGCCAACCAGAUGAUACGAAAUGUCAAAGGGCCUGCUCGUGGGAGAAAGGUGCAAGGUGCUUUCCAGGCACAUGUGUUGCUAAUAUGACUUUGGAAACAGACUGCCAAUGUGCUCAAGGUUUUGGAGACAAAUUAAAUGACUGUGCAACAGCAACUACGGAAAAGUUACCAACCAUAAAGAAAAUGCAUUAUAAUUUAUCAGGCCAAUCAAUUAAUACACAAUCGAUUAUCCUCGAUAAGACACUGGGAAUAAAAUUAUUUUGGACAAAAAACACUAAUUUGACGAAAGUUUCAUUUCAAGUCUUGGCGUAUUAUAAGGCCGAAAUUGACACGAAAAAUAUGCCAAAUUACAUUACAAGCUAUCAUAUUGGAAUAGAAGAACUUCAGAUUGUGUCAACAUUAACAAGGGGUUCAGAUAGAGCAGUGUGGACACUGGACGCUGGUUGUAAAAACUUUGAUGAAAAUUGUGAGGUUAACUUUAAAGAUCAGGAGAUUAGUGAUAUUAACGAAUGGAAAACCACAUUAGACAAUGGUACAUUCACACACAGAGACAGAAUUUGCUUUGCUGUAUCUGCCAAAAAUGGCGGGAAAGUGAUAUAUGAAAAUAGAAGUUCGUUUAAUGCCCCGUAUCAAGAAGGACAUUAUUCUCUAAACGGAAUAUCGACAUCUGAAAUUCUUGUUCUUGUUUUUGAUGAAGAACUACCAUUUCAUUGCCUUGAAUACAGUAAUAACUGCUCUACGGAUGCACUAAAAGCUGAUGAUUUUGUUACAGAGCAAAAUGUGACAGUUUAUUGGUCAGGAUGGUACGAUACAGAUUCCAAAAUUCACAAAUUCGAAUUUAAUAUCUACUAUCUAGAAUCAACAGAAAACGGUCCUCUUAAGUAUCGACAUAUGCUACCAGCAAAACUCAUUGGCGCUGAUCAGAAUUCGGCUGAAUUGAAAUUGGAAGAACCAGGACCAUAUUCCAUAGAAAUGAUUGUGCAUGACCGUGCAAAUAAUAUCAAAGUUGCAAGAAGAAUUAUCAUGUAUGAUAAUGCAUCAGUUGUUGAACUUGUUGACAAAAAAAGUUGCAGAAUUAUUCAAGUUCCUCAUGAUAACGGGUGGAUUAAUAAAGUCAGCGACCAAAUAGUUGUUGUCUGGACUGGACGAUUCCGUAACUUAAGGCAUUAUAAAAAAGGAUGGCUGAACGAAGUUCAAGAUUCGGAAAACGUCACCAGUGUCCUUGAUGAUUUAAAAGAAAGAUCAAAUAGAACCAUAGACAAAGUACCAAAUCUUUACGGAAUUGUACGAUUUGAAAUUGCAAGCACAAUAGAGUUAUCUGGCACGGUAGACUACAACAUGUUUCAACGUGUUCCUGAGGAAUAUUUUUUAAUGGAGAAAAUGGUUUACAGUGAUAUGCAUUUCGUUGAUGGCAAGAGGGUGACGUACACUAUUCGAGGAGUGGACGUAUUUGGAGAAUUUGCAGAAGAUCAAACUUCAUUCAUGAUAGAUCUUUCUCCGCCUGUUAUAGAAAAUAUGUGGCUACGAAAGGGGAAUAUUGUCAAUAUCAGCAUGCAUAACACGCUUGAUCUGUCUCAGCUUAUGAUUGAAUGGGAAACUCUUGAUCUACAUAGCGGAAUAAGCGAAGUGUCUUGGAAAAUAUUUGAAAAUAUGACAAGUCAUGAUGUCAUUUAUAAGCAAUCGUACGAACAGCCGCACGGUAAAGCAAAGACUUUAAUCGAAUGUAGGCGAAAAUACAGAUUUCAUGCAGGAGGACCUAAUUGUUACUGUACGCCAUAUAACGGAUGUUUUAACAAACAUUUUCAAGUUAUUCCACCAAAACCAAGAUUGCUUAAAGAUGUAGUUUUCAACAAAGUAGUUGGAAAGCAUGACAAAGACUACUUUAUAGAAGUUACUGCCAAGAACAAUGCUGGACUUGUAUCGGUUCUACAAAAAAGGAUUACUAUUGAUAUAUCACCUCCAUCAGAAGGACAUGUGUAUGAUGGCAAACCUGGAGAUCCCGAAAUGGACUUUCAAUCAACUUUACAACUAACCGGACAUUGGAGCGGAUUCUUUGAUGUAGAAAUUAGUAUUUGGUUCUAUACCUAUGGUUUUAGCGAACGCUGCUUGAGAGAAGACGAACUUGACAUACAAGCUCCCGGGAAUUGGAGAGUACAAUGGACAUAUAAUAAUUGGGCGAAGUCGGAAGCACCUGGACAUGGUAAAUAUUAUAUCACAGUGAGCGCAUAUAACUACGCCAUGGGGCAGAGCAGGCCAGUUUGCUCAAAUGGUGUAACCAUUGAUACAACACCUGCAUUGAUAUCAGAAAUCGUAGUCGAAAACGCAGUGAUUGCAAGCCGUCUUUUAAAAGAUAUUGACACAGAAAAGGUGUAUUUUCUGAACAGAAAUAGAGAGCUUAAAGAAGUAAGGGAAUCAAUCGAAGCAUGCAGAAACCUGGCAUUGUCCGUGCCUCACAAGACGAUAGUCCUCAUACCUCACAAAAGGCGCCCUGAUGGAACUAAGGCAAUAUUAACAGUUCACUCGGACUGUAAUAACUUGCAGAAAGCAGGAUCAGAUCUGAUAUCAUAUCUGACUACUGACUCUUCGCUAAAGAUUUCAUGGAAUGUUACAUACGGUGCCGGUGGGGUACACAGUUAUGAAGUUGGAAUUGCGUCUGAAUAUUCGAUACUUCCAGAUGUUAUGGAAUUUACAUCAUCAAACAAUCAGCAGCAAAUUAGUUUGACUGACAGUGCUAUUUUCAACCGGACAUCAUUUUACGUUGUUAUUAAGACUGUUACAAAAACUUCAAUCACUAACAAACAGGUUAUAGGUCCGUUUGUGUAUGAUUCACAAAAGCCAGAAUUUGACGGGAAAUUGAUUUUGACCGUUGAGUACACCAAAAAUGACACAAAUGUAAUUGCACACUGGAACAAAAAUGGAUUUACAAACCAUGGUGAUGUUGACGGACUGUCCUUUGAAGUUGCAAUAGGUAUUAGACAUGCAAAACUUAAACAAAAUAAAAAUACAGAUCAACACAAGCAUAUGAUCAUGUUUUUAUAA
This is a messenger RNA of Ruditapes philippinarum (Manila clam), 3249 nucleotides long. RefSeq lists its product as uncharacterized. The transcript has 17 exons. Lineage: Eukaryota; Metazoa; Mollusca; Bivalvia; Venerida; Veneridae. The record is from RefSeq and is a predicted model, not a curated record. The coding region runs from base 1 to 3249 and encodes 1082 amino acids.